AUGGAGGAGCAGAUCGGAGGGAGCGAGGAUAGAUGGAAGGGAUCACUGGAGAACAUUACGGAGAUGGCAUCGAAUCUCGAUUCUCUCCAGAAGCUUCUCCUUAGGAAAGCUGUCUUCGUAGAAGAAGACACUUUCGCUAGAGCCUCUCUCGUCUCCGAACAAGCCCGAACAAUCAAGGUUCUUGAGCAAAGGGUACAAACACUAGAAAGAGAGCUAGAUGCUGCCAUUACAGCUGCUGCUCAUGCUCGGUCUGAAAAACGCCAAGCUGAGUCCUCUCAAAAAGCUGCUGAAUCACGUGCCCAUGAGGUCACCAAAGAGCUCGAAAACACCACAAAGGUUUUUAAGCUGCAUAUGGAAGAGCUCCGAGGGAUGCAAGAACAGAUAUCGAAACGCGAUAACGAGAUUAAGCUCUUGGAAGCUAUAAUCCAAACGGUCGGCGGAAAAGAGCGGUUGGGAAAAAGCGGCGUGAAUGGAUGA
This is a messenger RNA of Thlaspi arvense, 477 nucleotides long. NCBI's taxonomy places the organism in Eukaryota, Viridiplantae, Streptophyta, Magnoliopsida, Brassicales, Brassicaceae. The record is from the annotation of a GenBank genome assembly.